UAGUCUAGAAAAGGUUUCCUGGGAUAUCACUUGUUUUUCGGUUAUCCGUAGCUAGCUAUUCAAUUGAAAAAAAUAAACAAUAUACAUUCUAGCAAUAUUAUAAGGCAGUUCAGGAGUCUAAUCGGUCAAAUACAUAUCUCGUUAGUUGCUAUGAUUUGUUUGUUAACUUUUCACUGUUGAACUGUUGAUUAUUGUAGCUAGCAAGCUAGCUAAGUUAGUUAACUUGCGUUGGUUGUUAGCUGACCAGCUAGCUAAUGCAAAGGCGCGCGAGUCAUUGAAAACAACGAGGCCGAGGCGGCUUGAGGUCUUUGGGGUUGGAUUCGUCUGGAGUUCAUGCCAUUUCUAUGACGGUUGUAACGCGCCCCAUUCAUUCAGCGAAGCGGAUUAAGGCGUGUGGAGGAGCCCCCGUCUGACAGCCGUACAGGCAGAGCUGGGUAAAGCUCCAUGGCUCCGGCCUCUGAGACGGAGGUGGACGUGGGGGAGGGGGGCAGUGAGAAGGCUCUGUCUCAAGCUGACUGCAUCUGCCCCGUGUGCCUGGAGAUCUUCGUGGAGCCGGUGACGCUGCCCUGCGCCCACACCUUCUGCAAGCCCUGCUUCCUGGAGACGGUGGACAAGGCCAACCUGUGCUGCCCGCUGUGCCGGCGGCGGGUCUCCACCUGGGCGCGGCUCCACGGCCGCAAGAAGACGCUGGUCAACAUGGAGCUGUGGAGCCGCCUGCAGGAGGCCUUCCCCACGCAGUGCCAGCGCAGGAUCAGCGGCCAGGACGCCGGGGAGCUGGCCACAGUGGCCUCCACACCCAGAGUGAGCCCACCAGGAGAGGUGCGCAGGGAGUACGAGGACCAGAUCAGUAAGCUGGCGGAGGAGAAGCGGGCCCUGGAGGACGCGGAACGGCGGGCCAGUGAGGAGUACAUCCAGAGGCUCCUGGCGGAGGAGGAGGAGCGCCGGGCGGAGGAGCGGCGGAGGCUGGAGGAGACGCAGCUGGAGGAGGACGAGAGGCUGGCCCGGCUACUCAGCCAGGAGCUGAAUUCCACUCCGAUGUCUGAAUCUCAGAGAAACGUCCGCCCGGCCGAGAGCACCUCCACCAAGAAGAAGAGCAGUGCUGGAGACAUAGAGAGGUUUUUGUUGCCUCUUCCGCUGAGGUCCCCCAACAGCACAGAGAACAGUCCCUGUUCCAGUCUUACUGCCAACAAGGAGAACAUCCUGGUGCUCCCGUCGCCCGCGGCGUCCGAGGAAGCGCCGAUGCCCGCGCUCGACUUCUGCGGAAACGAGCCGGGCGCCCGCUCCGACCCGGAGGACGCGGAGCCCCUCCCAUCCGGCUCGUCUCGCGCCCAAUCGGAGCUGGACGGGUGGACGAGGGGAGGGGCCUCGGGCAAGAGGAAGGGCGGGGAGCUGGACUGGGGCCGAGGCAAGCGGCCCCGCGCCCCUGCGGGCUGCCUGAGCGACUCCCCGCUGGUGUGCGAGAUGCUGCAGGAAGAGGAGGCCCUGUUCUGCCGCCGGCAGCAGGAGGAGAGCGACCGGCAGCUGGCCCAGCGGCUGCAGCGGCAGCUGGACCAGGAGGAGGUGCAGCGCGCCGUCAACCGCAGCAAGGGCUCCGCGGACGAAUACCCGCUCCGCGAGAAGGCCGAACCCGGGGCCUCCUCCCGGGGGCGCUGCUCCACCCCCGCGCCCAGGGAGCUGAGGAACAGGGCCAAGCGGCAACUGUCCAGCACUUCUAAAGAAAGACAGACCCCCCGCAGGAGCCCCAGCGGCCCCGCCCCCGUCUCCAGCCCCGGGCCCUGCAGCACUGGCCCCGGCCCCGGCCGCAGCAGCGCCUUGCAGAAGGGCAGCAAGCAGACCACGCUCACAGAGAUGUUCCCCAGCCUGGCCAGCUGAGCCCUGCGCUCCUCCCUGCAGUGUCUCCCGCCCUGCAUGUUCUCUGGAGAUUUCGGUUCAUUAUUUAGUUUUUAGUUAAAAUCCUGGGUUUAAUGAAUUGAAAUGGAAUUGACUUGGACCUUGUCGCCUCCCCAGUUUGGAUGCAUUUCAUAAUGUGCCUUCUGUUGAGACAUUCAUGUAGGGUUGAUUUCGCUGCAGGCGCUGGAUAUGACUGACAGAGGACGCUGUUGUACAAGUGCAAGGAAUGGACCUGCUUGCUCGGUGAGGACUCGCACUAACCAGGCACGCACGAGGCCAGAACUACUGCUGUGAAUGACAUUUCAGUUCUGUGGAACCGUUCUCACCACUGUGCCACUAGGGGCAUUGUGGCCUAGCACUACACAAUUUCCCAGAGUUGAGAUUACAUUUGCAAUCGAUUGAUGUUUGAAUUCAGAGGGGAAGACAUGAGAUAGGUUGGUCGGGAAAGGCAAGAUAUUACUCAUGGGUAUUUGUACUUUUCUUUGUUUUGUUUUUUGAAUAAACAAAGUUUGCGGCAAAAAA
This is a messenger RNA of Conger conger (European conger), 2412 nucleotides long. It is a transcript of the gene rnf168, whose product is annotated as ring finger protein 168. The coding region runs from base 445 to 1872 and encodes 475 amino acids. Lineage: Eukaryota; Metazoa; Chordata; Actinopteri; Anguilliformes; Congridae. The transcript is spliced from 8 exons. Gene Ontology annotation, cellular component: site of double-strand break; nucleus. The record is from RefSeq and is a predicted model, not a curated record. Gene Ontology annotation, molecular function: ubiquitin-protein transferase activity; metal ion binding; nucleosome binding. Gene Ontology annotation, biological process: protein ubiquitination; double-strand break repair.